Eurytemora carolleeae is the source of this 2218-nucleotide messenger RNA. RefSeq lists its product as uncharacterized. NCBI's taxonomy places the organism in Eukaryota, Metazoa, Arthropoda, Copepoda, Calanoida, Temoridae. Bases 1 to 2172 code for a protein of 723 amino acids. The transcript is spliced from 16 exons. The record is from RefSeq and is a predicted model, not a curated record.
AUGGCAACUCAAAAUGAGUAUCUGAAAAAUCUUGAGAAGAAGAAUAAAGCUGUUACAAGAAAACAUUCUCUCGGUGACAUAAACGCCAAGGAUGAAGAGGGGAGAAGUGAGGAGGAUUCUGAUCUUCUCUCCCUUGCUAAGGAAUUUGCCGAAGAGUUGGAUUCACCUUUUAUUAAGACUGGGAUAAGCCGGAAACUAGAACCGGAAGUGCCGGAAGUUCCCUUUGUUUCAUCGCUAAAGAAGACGACCUCAGAGACUUCCAGCCAGAAAAAUGUUGGUAGUGCUCUAGCGUCAUUCAUGAAAUUCGACAGAAAAUACUCUACAUUAACCCAGGUAAACCCUGGUUCAGAUACUGAGUCUGAGCCUAUUAUGUCCGAGGAUGCGGCUCAAAGUCCAUCAAAAAUAGCCUCGGAGCUAGAGGACAAACACUUUCCCAGCAGGAGAAGGAGAAUUUCUUCAACGUCUAGUGCAGGGAAGGGAAGAACCAGUUUAGGUUUGUCCCCCUCCCCUCGGAGUUCCAGGAAAUUAAGUACUAGUCCCAGGAAUAUAAUAUUUAUUCCAGGUUUGUCCCCCUCCCUUCGGAGUUCCAGGAAAUCAAGUACUAGUCCCAGGAAUAUAAUAUUUAUUCCAGGUUUGUCCCCCUCCCCUCGGAGUUCCAGGAAAUCUAGUACAAGUCCCAGGAAUAACAGGAACAAACUUCAUCUCAACGUAGGAAUAGCUCGGAAGGUUAGCAAUGAGUCAAUGAUUACUGCAACUCCGAUACCAACAAUAUCAGAGAUUUCUGAUAUCCAAUCCAGAUCUUUAUCCCCUCGUUCUCCACUCCUGGAUAUCAUCAAUCUCAGGGAUAUCAGUGAAGUGCUUGAUGAACUAAAACCUGAUGAGGAUCUUCAAGAUGAAGAUAGUAUUGUUGAUGGCGAAGAUGUUGUUGUAAUAGAUGUUGCAAAAUCUCCAGAUGUUUCAACCCAGGUUGAGAUAUUCAACCCAUCACCUGCUAGAGUCGGAGAAGCAGAGAAAAAUCCUUUCAUCUUCAGCGCUGAGAAAAGAAAAGCAAGUAUUGAUCAUGGUUCGGAACCAAAAUCAGAAAUAGGAAGGAAAAGAAGAGAAGACAGCAAUAAAAGAAAAUCUGAAAUUCAGCAGAAGGAGUCUGCUGAAAGUUCAAGAUCAGAGCAGAUUAAAAAUAUAAUUCUAGCAUCUUUAGAACCAGAGGAUACAGAGGCUACAGAGGAAUCACAAACAUUAAAAGAUUCAACUAUAUCAGAACAACAGAUAAAGGAGAAAAAAGAGAAGUGUUCUCCCAAGAAGAAGAAAAAAAGAGUCUCUGAGAGAUUUGAAGAGAGUCCCAGCUGUUACUACUGUAAGCGCCUCUGUAGCUUUCAUCGACAAGAGGUUUUAUCUGGACAGAAACCAACAGCAACAACAGUACUAGGUUUUCAACAGCCCUCAACAACAUCACAGUUUCAGCAAAAUAUUCCGCGGCUUCAGAGAUAUAAUUCUACAGCGGAUAUAUCUGUUCAAGCCGGGAAACCAACGCUGCAUCAUUAUCUUUUUGAUCCUACCCUGGAUGCAACAUUUGAACCUCCUGGAGAACCUAGAGAUCAGCUGAUUAAUCAGCUGACUCAAUCAGCUGCUGCUGAGAGCGUGAUUAAACUGAUGAAGAGUCAGCUGGAUCUAACUGAGAAACAUCUCAGGAUUCAGAAAGAUUUAUACACACAGUACUGUAGGAAUCUUGAGUUGGUUUCUAGAUCUCGUGUGCAUGAGAAUCCUGGAGAGAAAAUCCUGUAUGGAAGGAAUGGAAGGAAUGGAAGGAGUGAAAGGAGUGAAAGAUUUCCCGGAUCCAGGUUGACCUACAGCGAGGCCGUCCGGCUAGUCAAACAGGAGAUGGAUCGGGAGAAAGACGACCUUCAAGGUAUCCCUGUAUCUGAAGGAGGUAGGAGAGAGAAACCAAGGAAAUGGAAAAAAGGAGAAGAAUCUGAUAUAAAAGAAAAUAUCUGCUCGGAGAACAACAGAACCCGGAAAGAGAAAGAAAAUGGCGCUAGGGAACAGACGAAUAUUACAGGUUUACAUGGAAAACAAAAUGUCGGAUGGGAGACAGAAAAUGAAAGUUUGGAGGAAGUUCUUGAAGAGUACAACGAUGACUUUGAGACGGAUUCAGAGAUUCAAACGGAAACCUAGCAGUAUUAUUCUCAAGUAGCUCAAGUGCCUGGCGUUGCCUGUGAAA